Aspergillus uvarum CBS 121591 is the source of this 1869-nucleotide messenger RNA. RefSeq lists its product as uncharacterized. Gene Ontology annotation, molecular function: double-stranded DNA binding; RNA binding. Gene Ontology annotation, biological process: transcription elongation by RNA polymerase II; post-transcriptional tethering of RNA polymerase II gene DNA at nuclear periphery; poly(A)+ mRNA export from nucleus. The transcript is spliced from 3 exons. The record is from RefSeq and is a predicted model, not a curated record. NCBI's taxonomy places the organism in Eukaryota, Fungi, Ascomycota, Eurotiomycetes, Eurotiales, Aspergillaceae. The coding region runs from base 1 to 1869 and encodes 622 amino acids. Gene Ontology annotation, cellular component: transcription export complex 2.
AUGGCCACACCAACCCUGGAUCGCUUCUUAGCCAGCGUCGCAGAUAUCGUCAAAUCCCGCGAUGGAGCCAAGCUACAGGACUUUCUGCAGAUUGAGCCUCCUCUCCCCGAUGUCUAUCGCCAGAUGACCAACGAGUUACGGCAACACCAUCCUUCUGGUCCACGGGAAACAGAUUUAUUGCGACGAUGUGAAGGAUUGGUUCCAAAGUCCAAGGGUAGCUCCUGGACCGCUUUUGCAACUUUCAUGAAACUUUACUGCACGUUCCUACGAGACGUGAAUGUCGAUAAUCUGCUCGAGACAUAUGACCUUCUCAAAGGACUUGUCAAUCAAUGUGUUCUUGCAUUGGGUGAUAGCCAAAUGGGCGUUAUUGUCCUACCGACUGUUCUGUACCUCUCGAAAGUCCUCGCGAAGCUGGCCAUGGGCCUCGACCGUCGUCCCGAACUGAUUGCACACCUACUCCGACUCGACGGCCGUUCAAACCAGGAUGAAGCUGUGGAGAAGGUGACACUGGUGGAGAAAUCGGCAAACGUGGUUCGGGAGGCCUUCAUCAAGUGCCUUACGGACCGAAGUGGUACGCCAGGGAUCCAUGGAAAGCCCGAAGGCAAGCGCAUUGGUAUCUACUUGAUGGCCAACCUUUGCCUAAAGCUACUCUUCCAGUGCGGCAAACUUCGAAAUGCGGAGCAAAUGUUCGCGAGUAUUAGCGCACAAUCCCCGCCCCUCAAAUACUUCCCGGCCUCCCAGAGGGUGACCUAUCUAUACUACCUCGGGCGCUAUCUUUUCGCCAACAAUCUCUUCUAUCCUGCACAGAUUGCCCUACAGGCCUCGUACGACCAAUGCCAUCACCAAGCGUUAAGCCAGAAGCGAGCCAUCCUCACUUACCUGAUCCCGUGCAAUAUCAUCUUGGGCCGGUUUCCCACCCUACAACUACUACAACGCCCGGAAGCCGAGGGACUGGCAGAUAAAUUCAUUCCGAUUUGCCGAUUGAUCGCUCGUGGCGACUAUAUCGCCUUCCGGGAGCACCUGGCUGUUGGUUCACCCGAAACAGAGUGGUUUGCGCGUAAGGGGAUUCUUCUUCCGCUGCGCAAUAGAUGUGAGAUUCUUGUGUGGAGGUCGCUUGCUCGUAAAGUUUUCAUCCAUGGUGGUUUUCACGGUGACCCUCAGGGCCAGAGUCGCGGACCGCCACCAUUCUUAUAUCUUAGCAAAGUUGAGGUCGCUAUCCAGUGGAUACAAUCUCAGCACACGGUCCCAGCUCAGCAGGCUUAUGGUUUCUUCGCCUCGCGACCCGAGCUUGAUGCACAGGCUGGAAACAAUCGUGUUGGUUCCCAGAUAGUUUACAAACCACUCGAUUGGGACUUUGAAGGUGUAAACGACCUUGAUGCGCAAGAAGCCAUGCCCGGACCCAGCCUAAUAGCCAAAUAUGCUGAUUACCUGGCGCCUGAUGGGUACUUCGAUGCUCAAGGGCAAUGGCAAGCCAACCCGGCAGGGAACCUGGUUGAUGGCCAGCCAUCAGCAGAUUACAAGCAGUUUGAGCUUGACCCCUACGCCAGCCGCCCUGAUCUCGAGCCAGAAGAGGGGAAGCCUACAUUGAUGAUGCGAGAGAUUGAGUCAAUUCUCGCUUCCCUCCUGAUUCAAGGUCUGAUGCGCGGUUACCUGACCCACAAGAAUCCCCGUUUGGCCAUCCCGGGCGCACGCCUUCGUGGGGCCGUACCUACCGGGUUUCCCAACGUGUGGCAGACAAUUUACGCUCGAGAAAGUGAAGAUGAUAACGUUCCAGGCUGGGUUCAGCCUCCAGCUGCGGCAGCAAUUCCUACGGCUGGCGGAGGGAGAGUGGUCAAUCUCUCGGGAGCACGACCUGUUGGCGUUCAAUGA